AUGUUUAUUCCAGAUUGUUUUAUAAAAAUGACUAAUCCACGACUUACAACCGGUGCUCUUUUGAGAUAUUUACGUGGAAAUACUUCGGAAAAAGCGAUAUUACAAGUUGCCGGUAUUAAAACAAUUGAUAGUAAAACUGAUGAUUCGUCAACAGCUAUGAAACGUUAUCGUUUGAUGUUAUCUGAUGGAAAUAGCACAUUUUCAUCAUGUAUGCUUGGUACACAAAUGAAUAAAUUGAUUGAAACAAAUUCUUUAAAAGAAAAUUCUAUUGUACGUAUUGAUCGUGUUAUGGUUAAUAUAAUUGAUAAACAAAAUGGACGAGUUAUGCUCAUGAUUCAUGAACUUGAAGUAGUUCAAAGUGAUUGCGAGCUAAUUGGACAACCAGCUGCAUUACCAUUAACAGAUAUUAUUAAUAAUGGUAGUAGUAUAAAUCGUAUGGAAGCAACAGAAAACUCUCCAGUUGCAGCACCUGCAACUACAAAUGUCAUCCGACCAGGAUCUAAAGCAAUACCAACAUUAGAUGAUCGAAAUAAUACGAAAAACUCAAAUAAUGAUAAUAAUCGAUUUGCUUCCAAAAGUAGUAAUGCUCUUGAUAAAGAACGAAUUGUUGAAAUUGAUACACUUAAUCCAUAUAUGAAUAAAUGGACAAUUAAAGCUCGUGUUAGUAAUAAAGGUCAAAUUCGUAAUUAUCAAAAUGCACGUGGUCCAGGAAAAUUAUUUAGUUGUGAUCUUGUUGAUCAAUCAGGUGAAAUUCGUGCAACAGCAUUCAAUGCUGACUGUGAUAAAUUUUAUCCUUUACUUGAAGUUGGCGGAAUUUAUUAUAUAGCUCGAGCAUCACUUAAACCAGCUAAUCGUCAAUUUAAUACAUUAAAGAGUGAUUAUGAAAUGACAUGGAAUCAUGAUACAUGUAUUGAAGCAUGUAAUGCUGAUGAUGGUCAAAAUAUUCCUCAAGUUCAAUUUAAUUUUAUUCCAAUUUGUGAAAUUGCUAAUCGACCAGUAAAUAACACUUGUGAUACUAUUGGUGUUGUUAAAAGUACGUCAGAUAUUCAAACAAUUGUUAGUAGAGCAUCACAAAAAGAAUUUAAUAAACGUGAAUUACUUUUGGUAGAUGAAAAAGCAUCAAUAGCAGUAACAUUAUGGGGACAACAAGCUGAAGAAUUCAAUGGUUCAUCAAAUCCUGUUCUUGCUUUGAAAGGAGUUAAAAUUGGUGACUUUGGUGGUCGAUCAUUAUCAUGUUUUAAUAGUACAUUAAUUUGUAUUGAACCAUCUGACACACCACGUACAGCUGAACUUCGUGCUUGGUAUGAUGCUGAAGGAAAAUCAAUGGAUUUACCUGAUUUAUCAAAAGGAUCAGAUGGUGGAAAUCGACAAGCAUCAUUUAAAACUUUAUCUCAAGCUAUUAAUGAUGGUACAGGAACAAGUGAUAAACCUGAUUAUAUUAAUGUUAAAGGUAUAUGUACAUUAAUUAAAAAAGAAUCAGUUGUUUAUAUGAUGUGUCCUGAAGAACGAUGUGGAAAAAAAGUUAUUGAUGAAAAUAAUGGUACAUAUAGAUGUGAAAAAUGUAAUAAAUCAUAUACUAAUUUUAAAUGGGCUUAUAUGGUUUCGGCUGAAAUCACCGAUAAUACUGGAUCUCAGUGGAUAAAUGUAUUUCAUCAUGAAGCUGAAACAUUACUUGGUAUUACUGCUGAAGAAUUUGGUAAUCAUAAACUGAAUGUAAAUAUUUCAUAUUAA
Adineta steineri is the source of this 1731-nucleotide messenger RNA. NCBI's taxonomy places the organism in Eukaryota, Metazoa, Rotifera, Eurotatoria, Adinetida, Adinetidae. The record is from the annotation of a GenBank genome assembly.